Molecule: messenger RNA, 672 nt
Organism: Suillus bovinus
Lineage: Eukaryota; Fungi; Basidiomycota; Agaricomycetes; Boletales; Suillaceae
Exons: 1
Coding region: 1-672 (223 amino acids)
Source: RefSeq, a predicted model, not a curated record
AUGUUCAAAGCUCGUAAAGAACUCGAAUCACUAACGCCACAAGAUGGCGAUGCACAACUCCUGGAUCACCUUUCUCACUCUCUUUUAACUGUCGUGCGCCCAAAUGAUGACCAGACAGUCCACAACGCUGAACCUGACGCCCCUUUCUGCCAAGAACGAUACUAUUGCUACAUCCGCCUCAUCUAUGCCCUGACAGGGAAUGACAAAUGGUGUCGGCGUCUGAUCCGUGAUGGACAUGACAAGUGGUGCAUUUCUCUGGUUAACAGUGUCUCUCUAGGUGAUUAUUUGCGAGUCGGAUCCUGCCUUGUUAUGAUUUUGGACCGUUUCAAGCGUGUCACGUCCUUGCCUGAUGAUAUUCCUUUCAUUCUUGCCGAGGAGAGGCGGCAGUUACCCAUCGCAGACGCAUGGGAGACAGCACAAUAUGCCUCACAGGACGACCCCUACGUUGAUGCAAUACUAGCCCUCGUGGAAGCGACGAGACGGAAUUUGGAAGCCUCUGGUGUCACGAGGGAAUGGUUAGAUCUCCCUGAAAAGGUGAAUAGAGCUAGGGUCAAUUUACAGAAGAAGCAAACGUUCUAUGUGAAGGCUGGUAUAGCCCAGGCUGAUAUUGAGGCCGCGUUAUCAUCUAUGCAGGACUUGCGCACCGAGCUGAAUCGUAGGAUCGAGGAAUGA